AUGGCCUGUUUGACCCUGGAUGACUUUUUGGACGUCUUCGGUGACCCAGCUGUCACUGGCAAGGUGAGUAGCGACAUUGCAGAAGGCAAGUGCAGCUGGUUGGCUGCCGAGGCCAUCCAGAGAGCUUCUGCCAGUCAAUUGCGCAUUCUUGAGGAAAACUAUGGCCUUCCUGAUGCAACUGCUGUUGCUGCCGUGAAGGAGGUAUUCGUUGAACUCGACCUUUCUGCAGUCUACGCUGACUUCGAAACAACUAUUCGGACCGAGAUUUUGGACUUGAUUGCCCGUUCAUCUUCGCCCGGAAACCUCCCUGGUGACUUCUUUCGGUCUGUGUUGGAUCUUCUACAUCGCAGAUCUAAGUAG
Dibothriocephalus latus is the source of this 360-nucleotide messenger RNA. Lineage: Eukaryota; Metazoa; Platyhelminthes; Cestoda; Diphyllobothriidea; Diphyllobothriidae. The record is from the annotation of a GenBank genome assembly.